Molecule: messenger RNA, 1497 nt
Organism: Varroa destructor (honeybee mite)
Lineage: Eukaryota; Metazoa; Arthropoda; Arachnida; Mesostigmata; Varroidae
Biological process (GO): RNA catabolic process
Cellular component (GO): extracellular region
Molecular function (GO): ribonuclease T2 activity; RNA binding
Source: RefSeq, a predicted model, not a curated record
UUCCUGCGCUGAAAGCAGAGGGAUGUGUCUGCGUCUGUGGGAGCGCUGCUGUCUACGUUAGCCCUUGCCCGUUGUGCGAUUUUGUAGAUACGCACAAUAAGCUAGUAAGAAAGUCAACAGAAUGGCAAACGAAUUGAUUCGCUCGUAGAAAAAGCUCGUAUGCCUAUGCACAGUAUGGUGGAGUGAGCCUCUUCUGGUUACGUAUAGAACGAGAUCGUCUUCAGAAAUGUUCGACUGUGCUGUUUUACUUCUGGCAGGCUGCACCUUGAGUGGUACCGCUUAUAGGUUGCAAAUGUCUACACCUCAACUCGAUGAACUUCCUAAGCUAGGACCUACUCCUCCAGGGUUCCUGGAAACUACCGAACUCCCUCUGCCGCCUGGACACCCUUCAUCGCACAUCGAAUCACCUGUGCCACCACCGAGAAGCCGGGGAGGACCUCGUAGACCUCACGAAGGGCCGCCUAUUCCACCACCUCGACGCCAAAGAGAGCCUGGUGAAGGACCACGCUCUGAAUUUUCUCCUGUUGAUCCCGUAAAACCUACGCCGGCCGGUUUUGAUUGGUCGCCUGGUCCUCUAGGACUACCGAGCCCUCCCGGACCUCUAGCCGAUGAUUUUCCACCUUUGGAACCCAACGAUCCCAAAGAUAGAAACGUCAGUCGACAUAGGAAUCGGUCUCCCGGAAGUCCUGAUGCGCCAAGAAAACCCCAGCCGGGCAGACGCGGCAGAUACCCUUCUAGAAGUCCAUCUCCUUCAAGAGUUUCUGCAGUGGCUCCUGCUCAGGCCUCACCUGCUGGGGCUGCUCACGACUCAUAUUCGCACCUGAUCUUUGCUAUCCAGUGGUCAGGUGGCGUCUGCGCAGAUCGAAGGUCCGACAAUCGAUCUUGCAUCCGUGAUAGUCUACGCAAUCACUGGACAAUACACGGCCUGUGGCCUUCAAACGAAUACGAGGGUCCUCUAUUCUGUGAUGGGGAAAAAUUCGAUGGCCGUUUACUUAACGAUAUUAAAGACCAGCUGAAUCAGUACUGGCCGUCAUAUACGAGUACUCAGGAUCGGUUUUUCACGUUUUGGCGUCACGAAUGGCAAAAACACGGCGCUUGCGCUGCAGACGCUACGAUGAGCCUUGUUGGCUUCUUUACAAGUAGCCUUAAGCUCUACAAGAGGCACGACAUCAAUGAAUACCUCCGCAACAGCAACGUUAUUCCGUCAAAGCAGAAAGUCUAUCAUCCGUCAGAGAUCGUGAAGGCAAUUGUGGACGACUAUCCAUACAAAAUUGAUGUUGUCUGUAAUCAUCGCAAGGUUACACCUCAUCCUGUCCUCAUGGAAGUCCGCUUCUGCCUGAAUAAAAGUUUGCAACCUGUAAAUUGCAAGGGACGUUACAUCCGCUGCGAAAACCAGCUAGUCUACCUUCCCAACGAGUGAAGUCUGUUUUUUUUUAUUGGACCGUGCUAGGCUGUUCUCCUACGGGAAAAUUUGAAAUAAAUUUUGAAGCACCAGAA